AAUAUAGUUCAUGUUUUACUGGUCAUAAAGUUGGUCGUGUGCUCCGCAUAGAUUUUGAGUAACGUAUUUUCGUGAAUUUUGGAUCGUUAUCAUGUCUUCAGGAAAGAAGGGUAAGAAGAAGAAGGGUGUGACUGUCAAUUUGUGGUCGUUUUUGGCUGACGGAAAUGGGCCGACUCCUAAUAUACCCAUGAAAUCUUCAAAUUGGGUUGAUGAGGUGGAGGAUGAGCAUGAAGGAUAUUCAUCAAGGAGCAGCAAAGAUCCAGAUUUACCAACAGCUCCGCGAGCUGCACGAGGACCUGGAAUUGAUGAGGAAAAUAUUCCUACAAGUCCUCCAUAUGUAGCCUAUAUAAGCAAUCUGCCCUAUGAUGUAGAUGAAAGUGAUUUAACUGACUUUUUUGCAGAUAUGAAGGUUUCUAAUAUGCGUUUGCCGAAAGACGCAAAUAAAAUUAGGGGUUAUGGAUAUGUCGAAUUUUCAGAUCGCCAAAGUCUAAUUGAUGCUCUUUCUAUGACAAAUACAGUAAUAAAGACGAGACGAGUAAGAAUCGAAGUUUCAAACAGCAGUAAUGAUGAUCGUCGAGGCAGUAGGAUGGGCAGAGACAAUCGUAGGGAUAAUUACGAUGAUCCAGAACGUACAUCUGGAGAUUGGAGAAGUGGGCCGCGUGAAGAUUUGUUGGAUGAGGAUUCUUAUCGCAGCCGAUACGAUAAAGAUCGAUAUGAUAGUAGAGAUCGGCGAGACGAUAGAGACAGAUAUGAUGACAACAAACCUGGUGCAUGGCGUGAAAGAGAUAACAAUGAUAAAGGAUUUAAAGAAAGAAGUGGGUUUAGAGAUGAUAGCAGAGAUAGAGACUGGAAUCGUUUUGGCGAUAGAGGGAGGAGCAAAGAUCGGGAUGGGGACAGGAGUAGCAGUUUUGGACCGCGUCGCAAUUAUGGUGACUCCGAUUGGGAUCGCCGACAAGAGCGAGAUGCGAAACCUGAGCCGCGCCAAAGACCAAAAUUGCAACUGCAACCUCGCACGAAACCCGUGGAACCUAUUGUAAUUGCGGAAGAUUCAACUAAAGAAGGUUCGGUAGAAUCGAAAUCAACAACGGGAUCGGAAUUAAUUCAACGAGCUCCAGCUCCCACGCCCGUGCCGGCAGUCAACAUUUUUGGUGCUGCGAAACCUGUAGAUACUACUGCCCGCGAACGAGAAAUAGAAGAGCGUCUUGCUAAGUCUUACGCCGAGUCACGAUCCCGAGAAGAAGUGGACAGCAAGGAACGUAAAGAUCGACGUAAUGGCGAAGGACGCGACGAUAGGGAGAGAGGCAGACCAACUUGGCGAUCAGAAGAAGAUAGAGCUAUUCGGCACGAGAAAUCCGCACCGCGAUCUCAACUUGCUUCAGCGCGUUCUGAAGAGCAGAAUGAGUCCAAAGCAACUUCGCGUCCUGAGCCGUCAACAUUUAAAGUAUUUCACAAAUCUAAUGAGAAAGAUACUCGUGUAACUUUGGAAAGAGAUCAUAAAGACAAAGAGAAAGAUGAACUUAGCAGAAUGCCAAAGGCAAAGGAUGAACAAGCUCCAAAUUUUGUAGCUUCCAACAAAUAUUCCAUGCUACCUGAUGAUGUGGAUCCCGAUAAUAUUGAUGAAUAGUCCUAAUCGAUUUUCAAUUUGCAUCAUCGACUAAAUUGUGCCACAUGCAACAUUUGCGAUUAUGCAUUUUAUUAAUAAUUUGUUUUAUCUGUAUUAAAUAUUGUAUGGAUUCAUUAUACACCAGGCAUUAUGCUUUUGGCAUUACUUUAUUGGAA
Molecule: messenger RNA, 1779 nt
Organism: Nylanderia fulva
Lineage: Eukaryota; Metazoa; Arthropoda; Insecta; Hymenoptera; Formicidae
Source: RefSeq, a predicted model, not a curated record